UAUACAUUUUUUUUGUAGGAAUGUUGGAUGAAUGUUUUUUGCCCAAACAGCUGAUGCAAUGCAAAAAAUCAAAUCCCUGGAGAUAUGUGUAUAAUUUGCAAUUAAAAAAAUGCGACAAACUUCGUAAAGGAAUAUGCAGUGGAAACGCAAAUAGAUUUAAAACUAUAAAAGAAUGUCAAGAAUCCUGUAUCGUGACAGAGGAAGAUUGUCGUUUGAAAAAAGAUGAAGGAAAUGGAAAUUGUAGCGAGAGUGGAGAUUGCAAAAAGAUGUUUUAUUUCUACAACUAUGACCAAAGGUUCUGUGAAGCAUUUUUAUAUACUGGUUCAGGUGGAAACUCAAAUAAAUUUCCCACUUUUGAGGAUUGCGUGCACAUGUGCGCACCACAUAUCACGACUGACGAUCCAAUUCGUGAUUAUCAAUUACAAUCAAUAUCUGAACACACACCGGAUGAAAAAUAUAACAUGACGGAACUUAAGGAAGAAGAAAUUACAACGACGCCUGCUACUACUCCUUCAAAACAAGACGACCACCAUUCGGACCACCAUUCGGACCACGAUGACGACCAUUCAGAUCACGACGACCACCAUAUAGAUCAUCAUGACGACAAAGAUGACAAUGUUUUAACGUUAACUGUGGAUCCUGAAGAAUUAGCUCUGCUCAAGUAUAUUAGAAAAUCACUUAAAAUUCACCGCAAGAAAAUGAGGGAGGCUUACGAUGAGAUUGAUGAAAAAGUCAUGCCGAAAACAUCUCCAACGACAACUCCCAUCACAGUCACCCCUACACUGCCCUCAGACGCUUCACCGACAGACGGGAUGAGCGACGACAUUGAUGACGACAUGAAUGACGACUCAACAGAUUACUCAGAUGCUGGCACACCAUUUGAAGAUGAAACAAAAUAAGUUUGAAGUAAAAACCUAUUGAGACAAUUUUUGACUGCUUGUUCAUUUACUACUACUGUAUUGUUGUUAUUAAAGUUCUUGUCUCGUCGGCUUA
This is a messenger RNA of Hydractinia symbiolongicarpus, 993 nucleotides long. RefSeq names its product papilin-like. The transcript is spliced from 3 exons. NCBI's taxonomy places the organism in Eukaryota, Metazoa, Cnidaria, Hydrozoa, Anthoathecata, Hydractiniidae. The coding region runs from base 21 to 899 and encodes 292 amino acids. The record is from RefSeq and is a predicted model, not a curated record. Gene Ontology annotation, molecular function: serine-type endopeptidase inhibitor activity.